AUGCCGCCCAAAAAGCCAGACCUUUCUGGCUACCAGUAUUCGGCCCUCUCGUCGCUGGUCAUCAACGCAGAUCGUUCGCAGCGUCGUCCAGAUGAGCCGUCCGGCGAGGCCGAGUCGUUGGCCGGUCGCAUCAACUUUCGCGACAUGGGUUCCGCGGUCAAGUCAGAGGGCGUCAAGGACCUAGACAAGAAGCGCAAGAAGGCUGAAGCAGGCGACGAGCUCAAACAGCCUCAACCAAAACGACAAGCUGUCUCUAGCUCCUUUUCACAACAGAACACCUACGCCAACGUCCUUCAGGCCACAGCAGAGCUCGAAGGUCUUCGCUAUCAUCCCAAGACGGCAGAGACCAGAGAUAUCUACGAGCUCAUCCUCAGCAUUGUCCACACAGCACUAGGCGAUCAGGCACAGGAUGUGGUUCGCUCAGCCGCAGACACGACACUCGAAAUCCUCAAAGAUGACGACCUCAAAGAUCUCGACAAAAAGAAAGAGAUCGAAGAGAUCCUGGGUGUACUCAGCACUGAAACUUUUGGUCAGCUCACCAAUCUCAGCAAAAAGAUCACCGACUAUGACGAGCCAAAUCCUCAGGACGGUGCUGCCAACGGGAAUGCAAAGAUGGCAGAGAUCGAUCAGGAGGCAGGCGUCGCUGUUCUCUUCAACGACGAGGAAGAGGAGAGCGAUCAGGACGGAGUCGGCUACGUCGUACGCGAUGGCAGUGACGACUCGGACGCUUCUGAUGACGAAGCACGCCCUCGCCAAGGAGCUGAGGAUGCGGAUGCCUCGGACGCCGAAGCCGACAAUGACGACGGAGAGGAUGCGCUCAUGAUCGGAACAAGCGCAUCAGCAGCAAACGGCGCUUCGAAGCAGAAUGACCCAAAUCAUGUCAGCCCGCGCGACGUCGACGCUUUCUGGAUUCAACGGCAGAUCUCGCAGCACUACUCCGACGCACACGAGGCCAGCGAAAAGGCAGACAGCGCCUUCGACAUCCUCUCCGCCGAGUCUGACGUCCGCGACUGCGAGAAUGGCCUCAUGGAGCUCUUUGACUACGACAAGUUCGAGCUGGUUCAGGUGCUCACCAAGAAUCGAGACUUGGUCGUUUGGUGCACACGACUGUCACGCGCAGACGACGAUGAGAGGGUCAACGUGCAGGUGGCAAUGCGCGAGAAGGGCGUUGCCUGGAUUCUCAAGGCGCUACAAGGCGAUGCAGCCCUCAAUGGCACUUCAACGAAGGGCAAGGCAGGGAACGGGCUGGCAGCUGCCGAUCUCGAGAAUGCUCAGCGGAAAGCUCAAAGACUCACCAGCCGGGCCACCAUCGCACCAGGCUCUACAGCACAGCCACGACGCGGCGUGGACCUCGAAGCAAUGGUCUUCACGCAGGGCGGACAUCUCAACACCAAUGCAAAGGUACGUCUGCCCGAGGGGAGCUUCAAACGCACCAAGAAGGGGUACGAGGAGAUCCACAUCCCUGCGCCUGUCAAGAGAACCGUAGGAGAAGGCGAGCUCGUGCCAAUAGCCAACCUACCCGAAUGGGCGCAAGGUGCCUUUCCAGGUGCGACAUCGCUCAAUCCAGUGCAAUCACGCUGCUAUCCAGUCGCAUUUGGUUCCGACGAGCCUAUGUUGCUGUGCGCUCCCACGGGCGCCGGCAAGACCAACGUCGCCAUGCUGACCAUCCUCCACGAGAUCGGCAAGUGGCGCGAUCAGGAGACCGGCGAGAUCGACCUCAAUGCGUUCAAGAUUGUCUACGUCGCACCGAUGAAGGCGCUUGUAUCGGAGCAAGCGGGCAACUUCCGCGACCGUCUGCAGUUCUACGGCAUUGUCGUCAACGAGCUGACAGGAGACAGCCAGCUGACCAAGGCACAGAUUGCCGAGACGCAGAUCAUCGUCACAACACCCGAGAAGUGGGACGUCAUCAGCCGCAAGAGCACCGACACGUCGUACACCAACCUCGUCCGCCUUCUCAUCGUCGAUGAGAUCCAUCUGCUGCACGAUGACCGAGGGCCGGUUCUCGAAGCCAUCAUCUCGCGGACCAUCCGCCGCAUGGAGCAGAUGAGCGACCCGGUCCGUCUCGUCGGUCUUUCAGCCACGCUACCUAACUACCAGGAUGUGGCCACCUUCCUCCGCGUCAACCCCAAGACGGGUCUCUUCUACUUCGAGAGCAACUACCGACCAUGUCCGCUCAAGCAGGAAUACGUCGGCAUCACCGAGAAGAAGGCCAUCAAGCGCCUGCUCGUCAUGAACGAGGUCACCUACGAAAAGACGCUCGAUCAAGCUGGAAAGAAUCAGGUGCUUAUCUUUGUCCACUCGCGAAAGGAGACUGCCAAGACGGCCAAGUUCAUUCGGGACAAGGCGAUGGAGCAGGAGACUCUCAACCGCUUUUUGCCGCCUUCGCCCGCCAGUCAGGAGGUGCUGCGCUCCGAGCUGGACAAUGUGACCGACGGCGACCUCAAAGACGUGAUGCCGUACGGGUUCGGCAUCCACCAUGCUGGCAUGUCGAGACUCGAUCGUGAGCUGGUGGAAGCGCUAUUCGCCGACGGACAUCUCCAGGUGCUCGUCUCCACCGCCACCCUCGCUUGGGGUGUCAACCUCCCAGCACACACCGUCAUCAUCAAAGGCACGCAGAUCUACAACCCGGAAAAGGGCCGUUGGUGCGAGAUCACGCCGCAGGACAUGCUCCAGAUGCUCGGUCGUGCCGGUCGACCGCAGUUCGACACCUUUGGCGAAGGCAUCAUCAUCACCAACCACUCCGAGCUGCAGUACUACCUUAGCUUGCUCAACCAGCAGCUGCCGAUCGAGUCGCAGCUCGUGUCCAAACUCGCCGAUAACCUCAACGCCGAGAUCGUGCUCGGCACCAUCCGCAAUCGCGACGAAGCUGUGGCAUGGCUAGGCUAUACGUAUCUCUACGUGCGCAUGCUGCACUCGCCAACGCUCUACAGCGUCACCGCCGACUACGCCGAAGACGACCCGUUCCUCGAGCAGAAGCGUGCCGACAUCGUCCACACUGCCGCAGCCCUGCUGGAAAAGUGCGGUCUGCUGCGAUACGAGCGCCGAACGGGCAACUUCACCUCGAACGAGCUCGGACGCAUCGCGUCGCACUACUACAUCACCCACGACAGCAUGUCCACCUACCACCAGCAGAUCAAGCCGCAGCUCGGACUCAUCGAACUCUUCCGCAUCUUUGCGCUCUCCAACGAGUUUCGCCACCAGGUGGUACGACAAGACGAGAAGCUCGAGGUCGCCAAGCUGCUCGAACGCGUGCCUGUCCCUGUCAAGGAAGCGGCAGACGAUCCGAUCGCCAAGGUCAACGUGCUCUUGCAGUCAUGGAUCUCGCAGCUCAAGCUCGAUGGCUACGUGCUUGCUGCUGACAUGGUCUACGUGACGCAGUCGGCCGGCCGCAUCCUACGAGCCAUCUUCGAGAUCUGCCUCAAGCGCGGCUAUGCCCGCCUCAGCAGGAUGGCGCUGGACCUGUGCAAGAUGGUCGAAUCGCGGCAGUGGGGCUCGAUGACACCGCUGCGUCAGUUCCGCGGUGUACCGGCCGACUUGAUCCGACGCUUGGAACGCAAAGAGUAUCCUUGGAAUCGACUGCGCGAUCUCGAGCCAAAUGAAAUCGGCGAGCUUAUUGGUAUUCCCAAAGCGGGUCGUCUCGUGCACAGACUCGUGCACCAAUUUCCGCGUUUGGAACUGCAAGCUUUCUUCCAACCACUCACCCGCUCGCUGCUUCACGUCCAGCUCACCAUCACACCGGACUUCCAGUGGGACGAAAAGGUGCACAGCGGUGCGCAAUCGUUCUGGAUCAUGGUCGAGGACGUCGAUGCCGAGAUCUUGCACUAUCACGACCAGUUUCUGCUGCUCCGCAAGUAUGCGGAACAGGAGCACACAGUGACGUUCACGAUCCCGAUGACGGAACCGAUCCCGCCCAACUACUACAUCAGCGUCGUCAGCGACCGAUGGCUGCACAGCGAGGUGCGACUUCCGAUCUCGUUUAAGAACCUCAUCCUGCCGGAAAAGUUCCCGCCGCACACGCCUUUGCUCGAACUUCAGCCGCAACCUCUUUCCGCACUGAACGAUGCCGAUGCGGAAGAGCUGUACGCCAGAUCAUUCUCGCAUUUCAACAAGGUCCAGACGCAAACCUUCCACGCGCUCUACGGCAGCGACGACACGGUCUUCAUCGGCGCACCCACGGGCAGCGGCAAGACGGUAUGUGCGGAGCUCGCUCUCUUGCGGCUCUGGAAGGACCCAGAAGCGGGUCGAGCCGUCUGCGUCGUGCCGUACGACUCUAUGGUCGCCCCACGCGUCGCGGAAUGGAAGACCAAGUUUGGCUCCUACCAGGACGGCAAGGAGAUCGUAGGCCUCACAGGCGAGACCAGCGCCGAUUUGCGACUGCUGGAGAUGGCCGACGUCGUCAUCUGCACUCCCGAGCACUGGGAUGUCCUCUCCCGCCGCUGGCGCCAGCGCAAGAACGUUCAGACCAUCUCGCUCUACAUCUUUGACGAGAUCCACCUCAUCGGCGAUUACCGCGUCGGCCCCACAUACGAGAUUGUCGCCUCGCGUGCUCGUUUCGUCGCCGCGCAGACGCAGACCCCGACCCGCAUGAUCGCGCUCAGCGUCCCCCUGGCCAACGCACGCGAUCUCGGCGACUGGCUCGGCGCACCAAGCGGAAGCGUGUUCAACUUUGCCCCUGCCGCACGCCAGGUUCCGAUGGAGGUGCACAUCCAGACGUUCAACAUCCCGCACUUCCCGAGCAUGAUGAUCGCCAUGGCCAAGCCUGCGUACCUGUCGAUCAUCGAGCAUGCGCCCGACCAGCCGGUGAUUGCGUUUGUGCCGAGCAGGAAGCAGGCCAAGCUGACGGCGGAAGAUCUGCUCGCCUAUGUCAUCGCCGACAGCGACCGCGCCGAUGGUGAGAGCGACGAUGGCGAAUCCCGCUUCCUCAACAUCGAGAUGGAGGAUCUAGAACCCCAUCUGGCGCGAGUUCAAGACCGAGAGCUGCGCGAGCUGCUCGCUAGCGGUAUCGCAUACUACCACGAGGGACUCACCAAGAACGAUCGCCGCAUCGUCGAGCGUCUCUUCUCCGCCGAUGCCAUCCGUGUCGUCGUCGCAUCCAAAGAAACCGCAUGGAGCAUCCCGCUCACCGCCCACCUGGUACUGCUCAUGUCCGUUCAAACGUAUGAAGGGCGAGAGCACCGCUAUGUCGACUAUGCGCUGCCCGACGUGCUCCAGAUGGUCGGCCGCUGCGUCGUCCCAAACGAAGCCGGAACCUCUCGUCUCGUCCUCCUCUGUCAAUCGACGCGCAAAGACUACUUCAAGAAGUUCCUCGCCGAGGGUCUACCCAUCGAAUCACGCCUCACGUCGUACGCACAGGACUUUUUCAACGCCGAAAUCGUCGCGCGUACGAUCGACGACAAGCAAGCCGCGGUCGACAUCCUCACCUGGACGCUCAUGUAUCGACGGCUGCAGCAGAACCCCCAAGCGUACAACUGUCAGGGCAAAUCCAUGGCGCAUAUCGGCGAAUACCUCUCGGAGCUGGUCGAGACGACACUGGCCGAUUUGGAGAACAGCAAGUGCAUAGCGAUCGAGGACGAGAUGGAUGUCUCGCCCUUAAAUCUGGGUAUGAUCGCGUCGUACUACAACGUGAGCUACGUCACGAUUGAUGUGUUCAACAUGUCGCUCAGUGCGCGGACGAAGUUGCGCGGGUUGCUGGAGAUCGUGUCGAGUGCGGCGGAGUUCGAGGAUCUACCGAUCAGGGCGCAUGAGGAUGUGGUGUUGGGGCGCAUCUACGAUCGAUUGCCGCUCAAGCUCGAGAGGUUGGACACGCUCAGUCCGUACCACAAGGCGUUUGUGCUGCUCCAGGCGCAUUUUGCACGGUUGACGCUGCCGGUGGAUCUGGAGGCGGAUUUGCGGGUGGUGUUGGGCAAGGUGUUGGUGCUGUUGAGUGCGUGUGUGGAUGUUAUGUCGAGCAAUGCGUAUUUGGGAGCGGUGGUGGCGAUGGAGGUGAGUCAGAUGGUGGUUCAAGCGGUAGGGCAGGGAGGGUCGGUGUUGCGCCAGGUGCCGUUCUUCACGGAUGCCGUGGUGGCGAGAUGCAAGGAGAGGGGGGUGGAAGAUGUGUAUGCCUUGUCGGAUCGCCUGGCGGAUCUGGGCGAGGGGGAGAGGGACGAACUACUCCAGAUGGACAAACGACAGAUUGCGCAGGUGGCAGCCUUCGUCAACGCUUUCCCCUACAUCGAGCUCAGCUACACCAUCGACACCCCGCGCGAGGAGCGCAAUGCGAGCGAACCGCUCAGCGUCACCGUCCACCUCGAGACGGAUGCCGACGAAGAGGAGAGUCUGGUGGCCCAGUCGACGUUCUAUCCGACCAAAAAGCUGGUUCAGUGGUGGAUCGUCAUCGGUGACCCGGGCACGCGGAACUUGUUGGCGAUCAAGAAGGUCACGAUUCGCAAGACGACGGAUGUUACGCUCGAGGUGCAGUUGCCUAAGGGAAGGCACGAGAGGUUGAAGAUCUGGUUGGUGUGCGAUAGCUAUGUCGGCGCGGAUCGGGAGGUCGAGGUGGAGGCGGUGGAGGUGGCCGAGGGUGUGGAGAGCGAUGAGGAGGAGAGUGAUGAGGACGAUGAAGAGGAGGAUGGGGAGUGA
This is a messenger RNA of Kalmanozyma brasiliensis GHG001, 6618 nucleotides long. RefSeq names its product Sec63 domain protein. NCBI's taxonomy places the organism in Eukaryota, Fungi, Basidiomycota, Ustilaginomycetes, Ustilaginales. The transcript has a single exon. Gene Ontology annotation, molecular function: ATP hydrolysis activity; ATP binding; nucleic acid binding. The coding region runs from base 1 to 6618 and encodes 2205 amino acids. Gene Ontology annotation, cellular component: nucleus. The record is from RefSeq and is a predicted model, not a curated record.